Molecule: messenger RNA, 3320 nt
Organism: Morone saxatilis (striped sea-bass)
Lineage: Eukaryota; Metazoa; Chordata; Actinopteri; Moronidae
Gene: slc17a6b
Product: solute carrier family 17 member 6b
Exons: 12
Coding region: 501-2246 (581 amino acids)
Biological process (GO): monoatomic anion transport; synaptic transmission, glutamatergic; neurotransmitter loading into synaptic vesicle
Cellular component (GO): excitatory synapse; synaptic vesicle membrane
Molecular function (GO): L-glutamate transmembrane transporter activity; neurotransmitter transmembrane transporter activity
Source: RefSeq, a predicted model, not a curated record
AGCCUCACUCCCUCUUUGAUUUAUUGAAGCCACUCCAAACACCCACUUCUGCUUAACUUUGAGCUUUUCUGUUUUAUUUUUUCCAUUCACCCCCCCGCUCCCUCUCUCCCUCUCUCCUUUUUUUCUGUUAUUGUUGCGGGACACGGGUCCACCACCGCUCUACGACGCUGGCUUUUCAAUUUCACUCCUUUUUGUUUUCGUCGUGAUGGCACUUGGCGCGGCUACUGUACGCCAGGCAGGAGAUGAGUUGGUGGUGGAUGAAGGCGCGCAGCUCGUUUGACUCCCCUUCUUUACGCGAAGGUGUUUUCGCCUCAGCGCUUUCAUUGUGAACAUUUAGGCUCGUUCGUUUUGGAUCGUCGCCUCCCUGGACUCUCGAUUUAUUAUAACUUCGUUUGUUGUUUUCCCCUUGUAGCCGCUGCAGUCGGCCAUCCUGCGCCGUAACAUGACGAUUAAGCAGUAAAAUAAUACUAAGAAAUAGGCCUUACACAUAGAAACUGGAUAUGGAGUCGGUGAAGACAAGAGCCACGGCGGGGGUGAAGGAAUUUACGGGGAAGGCCCUGGGUCAUAUGCACAGGGUGAUGGAGAGGAGGCAGAAAACCGGGGAGGUGAUCGAGUUAACGGAGGAUGGGCGGCCCCGGGAGGCCGCGGAGAAGAAACCCCCGCUGUGCGACUGCAAGUGCUGCGGUCUGCCCCGCCGGUACGUCAUCGCCAUCCUGAGCGGCCUGGGCUUCUGCAUCUCCUUCGGUAUCCGGUGUAACCUGGGCGUGGCCAUCGUGGGCAUGGUCAACAACAGCACCAUCCACCAGAACGGCAAGAUCAUCAUCAAAGAGAAAGCCAAAUUCAACUGGGAUCCAGAGACGGUGGGACUAAUUCACGGAUCUUUUUUCUGGGGCUACAUCGUGACACAAAUCCCGGGAGGAUACAUAUCCUCCAGGCUGGCAGCAAACAGGGUAUUUGGUGCAGCCAUUGUCCUGACCUCGACUCUCAACAUGUUCAUUCCCUCGGCUGCCCGAGUCCAUUAUGGGUGUGUCAUUUUUGUGAGGAUAUUACAAGGGCUGGUGGAGGGAGUGACCUACCCAGCCUGUCAUGGCAUCUGGAGUAAGUGGGCUCCUCCGCUGGAAAGGAGUCGUCUGGCUACAAUCUCAUUCUGUGGCUCUUACGCUGGUGCUGUGAUAGCGAUGCCUCUGGCUGGGAUCUUGGUUCAGUACUCAGGCUGGUCCUCAGUCUUCUACGUGUAUGGAUGCGUCGGCAUCUUCUGGUAUAUGUUCUGGAUCCUUGUGUCUUAUGAGAGCCCUGCUGAACAUCCUACCAUCACUGAUGAGGAACGCUGCUACAUUGAGGAAAGCAUUGGAGAGAGUGCCAAGCUAAUGGGUCCUUCCGAGAAAUACAAGACUCCCUGGAAAAAGUUCUUCACCUCUAUGCCUGUCUAUGCAAUCAUCGUGGCCAACUUCUGCAGGAGCUGGACCUUCUACCUGCUGCUGAUUAGCCAGCCUGCAUACUUUGAGGAAGUGUUUGGAUUUGAGAUAAGUAAGGUUGGCAUGCUGUCUGCCUUGCCCCAUUUGGUGAUGACCAUCAUUGUGCCCAUUGGCGGCCAGCUGGCGGACUACCUACGCAGCAACAACAUCAUGACAACUACCACUGUCAGGAAAAUCAUGAACUGUGGAGGAUUUGGCAUGGAGGCCACAUUGCUGCUGGUGGUAGGAUAUUCCCACAGCAAAGGGAUGGCCAUCUCCUUCCUGGUGCUGGCAGUGGGCUUCAGUGGAUUUGCUAUAUCAGGCUUUAAUGUCAAUCACCUGGAUAUUGCUCCACGCUAUGCCAGUAUCCUAAUGGGCAUCUCUAAUGGUGUGGGUACCCUGUCUGGGAUGGUGUGCCCACUGAUUGUUGGUACUAUGACAAAGAACAAGACUCGAGAGGAGUGGCAGUCUGUGUUCCUGAUCGCCUCCAUGGUGCAUUAUGGAGGUGUGAUCUUCUAUGGGAUCUUUGCAUCGGGAGAAAAACAGCCAUGGGCCGACCCAGAACUGACCAGCGAGGAGAAGUGUGGCUUCAUUGACGAGGAUGAGUUGGCAGAGGAGACGGGCGACAUCACUCAAAAUUACGGUGCCUUAGGAGGUCCAGCUAAGUCUUAUGGUGCAACCACACAGGUGAACGGUGGCUGGGCUACAGGCUGGGAGAAGACGGAGGAGUACGUCCAGGAAGAAGCACAGGGAGCAGGCUAUGGAUACAGGCAGGAUGAGGGAUACUCCUAGACCAAACACACAUCACAGAUACAUGAGUAGACUUAUUUUCCUGAGUGUGCAUCAGUUUAGUCAUAAAAAAUAUCAAACAACAAAUGAGAAACAAGAAAAAGUACAAUCCAUUGUUGUAUUGUUUGCACAAAUCCUAAAAAUAAAUCUAAAAAAGUGUCAACUUAAUGUAACUAUUACUAAAAUGUAUAAAAAAUUUAAAGAUAUUCGAUUAAUAGAGGUGUAACUCAUAUCAAAUUGGCAGUCUGUAAAUGUCUUAUUAUGCAUAUUGAUAAUAGAUAUAUUUAUUUGGAGUGCAAUUGUGUAUAAAUGUGAACAUUUUCAUCCCAUCAGCUGAGGCUUCCUGACUACACUGAAGCCUGUAGGGUUACAUAGAAGCUGCCCAUUAGAAUCGACCCCCUAUUUAUCAAAGUUACAGUACAACGUCCUACAAGCCAGCCAUUACAGUGUAUAAAUGUCAAUGCACAGCGUUGUAAACAGAAACUAGACACUCUGUGGAUAUAGAUUGUACUGUAUCUUUCCUGAAUGCACUCAGAGUAGUGUGUCAUUUUAAUGCACAAUAUGAUGACUUUUGUUCUCUUAUCACCGGCUUCUGUGUGUGUAAAAGUCCAUCACAUGUUAAGUGACCUGGUGUUGAGAUUUGACGAGUGAUAUAUUGACUUGUGGUGACUGUUUGGUUACACUUGCAUAAGAGGUAAAAAUGUCAGUCAAAUGUUUGCUACACGUGAUCCAUUUUGUAACUCAGUACCUCUGCAGUUGAAGCGUUUAAUUUUAGCUUUUGCAAGCCGUCACAUCUUAGCAGUGUAGUGCAGGACUCAAGUCAUUUUCAUUAUUAUAAUCACCAUUACUGAAAGUCUAGUUGUACCAAUGCAUUGCUAAAAGAUCUGUCUUAAAUAAAACAUAUAUCUAUGACAGAGAUAACUAGAGAGUAAAUAUGUAGCAGAGUUUAUAGAUUCAAUUUAGACAUUGUUAGAUCAAGAGAUUAAUGGUUGUACACAACCAUAUAGGGUUUGUGCAAUGUAAAGACUUGACUGAAAUUACAGAAUAGCCUAAAUCAGUAUGAGAGUCUUACUAACA